CCGAGCCUGGACGCGGGAGUGGGUGCCGGGCCCCCGGAGGUGCCGGCGCCUGCGGAGCCCGACCGCGACGACCCCAGGCAGGAAGAUGAGCCCAAGCUGGUGCCUGGCCCGCAGGCGGGAGUGCAGGCUGGACCCAACUCCAUGCCGAGGCAUGGUCCAUCCUCCCAAGACCAGACUGAAGCUGCCAGCCGCAACCGCCCUGCCGCCUCCGGGCUGGAGUAGAGGCUAACCGUUCUGCUCAUACACCCACAUUGGGGCUGGCUCUGAUCCUGGGGCUACGAUUCAGCCCUCUGCCCACCUUCCCCUGGGCCCACCUGCUCCCCCACCCACAGGUCUUGGGAGGGGCAUCUGUGGGCGAAGGGUCCUGGAAGGCCGGCUGCAGCCUAUUCCUGUCCCCCAGGGAGCAGCUCCACCCCUUCCCCUGCACUGCCUGCAGCCCCUGCCCCCUCAGCAGCUGUGCCCCCAGCAUGUCUCCUGGGACCUCCCUCCUCUCCCUGCCCAGCUGAACAGCUGGAGCAGACAGACAGCUUGGCUGCCAGGAAGACUAUUUGGUGGGGCUCCUGCACUGAGGUGGAAACCCAGCAAAAUCUCUCCUUCCUCCUCUCGGUACCCUGGCCCACCCCGACCCUCAGGUCCCUGGGCUUGGCGAAUCCUGCUGAGAGUGAGCAGUAGGAGUAUUCCCCAAAGCUUCCAGCUUGCUACCUGGAAGGUUACUUUCUUUUGAGCAAAGGAAAUAAUGGGGGGCACCCUGUCAGUGUUCACUGAGAGGCCGGGGAGGCACGGGCCACAGUUGCUCUGGGAGGGUUGUGGCACCCUGGGAUGGGUGGCUCGCCCUAAGCUUGCUCUGACAAAAGAGUUUUGAGUUGGUCUUUUGGCUGAGCCUGCCAAGGAAGGCAGGUUCCUGCAGGAGACUUGGAGGGUCGGAUGCAGCGCCGGAUGAGGAUGAGGCGUGGCGGAAGAUGCGUUUGGCUCUGCAGACACUGCAUCGGGCAGCAGGGGACUCUGGGAGGCUGGUGCAGCCAGAAGGCAUGGCUCUUGACAGCUUUCUAGUAGAAUCUCUGGAGUUGUGCAUGAGGAAGUGACCCUGAAGGAUGCCUGCCACCUGACUCUUGUAGCAAGCCAAGAGAAUGACUGUGUAGAAAAAUCAAAAGGACUUUGAAGAAUGAAACGUUACCCGGUCCUGCACCAUCUUCACGAUCACCAACAUGUGCAAGUCCAUCAAAGUCCAUCAUUGUGGCUGUUAAGCACUACUAUAGACAUAUGUUCAAGUGUUAUGGGAUCCCAGAGCAAAGCACAAUUUAUUCAGCCCGUGGCCUUGGGAGAACGUAACACCUAAUCUGAGCCUACGAAGAAAAGAAGGAAGAGGCAAAGAGAACGGCACAAGUGAAGGGCAGAAGAGGAAAGAAACUAACGGGUAUUGAGCACCUACUGUGUGCCAGACCCAGGCCAGGUUCCCCCCACCACCAGCCAGUCUGUGCAGACUUGCUGUCUACUAUGUCACCGGGAACGCAAAGGCUGGGAAGAAGGCCCUUCUCAAAAUGGACUGGUGUUGCAGGGUGAGAAGCUGCCCCCUGACUUCAUGCCAAAGCUCGUCAAGAACCUCCUAGGCGAGAUGCCCCUGUGGGUCUGCCAGAGUUGCCGAAAGAGCAUGGAGGAAGAUGAAAGGCAGACAGGUCAAGAACACGCAGUGGCGAUCUCCUUGUCACAUACAUCCUGCAAAUCACAGUCUUGUGGGGGUGACUCUCAUUCUUCUUCAUCCUCCUCUUCAUCAUCCUCGUCUUCGUCCUCCUCCUGCCACGGGAACUCAGGGGACUGGGAUCCCAGCUCAUUCCUGUCAGCACAUAAGCUCUCAGGCCUGUGGAACUCCCCGCACUCCAGUGGAGCCAUGCCAGGCAGCUCUCUCGGGAGUCCUCCUGCCAUACCCGGACUCUGGCGUUCAAAAAAUAUUGCUGAUAGAGAACAGUUCGCCCUCGGAGCCGUCAUUGGCUCUCAUCAUUGGAUCCAGGAGGGGACCUGGUGAGACUUUCCCCAUCUCGGAGCACCACCGGCACUCAGACCUCACUGACCUCACUGUCCCUCCUAACAGCCCCACUGGCCACCACCCCCAGCCAGCAUCUCUGAUCCCGUCUCACCCUGAAUCCUUUGGCUCACCGCCCCACCCCCACCUGCUGCCCACUACCCCGGCAGCACCUUUUCUGGCCCAGGCAUCCGAGUGCCCUGUUACCACUGCUGCUGCCCCCCACACCCCAGGGACAUGUCAGAGCCCCCACCUGCCCUCUACCAGCAUGCCACUCUUAAAGAUGCCUCCACCAUUCCCGGGGUCCAGCUACCCUUGUAGUGGGCACUGCAGCGGGCACUGCAGCGUGCCUCUCCUCCCACCACCAAGCUCUCAGCAACUCCCCAGCACUCACAGCAGGGACUCCGGGUGCAAGGGACACAAGUUUACACACAGUGGCCUGGCAUGCCAACUGCCCCAGCCCUGCGAGGCAGAUGAGGGGCUGGGCGAGGAAGAGGAUAGCAGCUCAGAGCGCAGCUCCUGCACCUCGUCCUCCACCCACCAGAGAGAUGGGAAGUUCUGUGACUGCUGCUACUGUGAGUUCUUCGGCCACAAUGCGCCACCCGCUGCCCCGACGAGUCGGAAUUAUACCGAGAUCCGGGAGAAGCUCCGCUCAAGGCUGACCAGGCGGAAAGAGGAGCUGCCCAUGAAGGGGGGAGCCCUGGGCGGGAUCUCUGGGGAGCCCGCCGUGGACCACCGAGAUGUGGAUGAGCUGCUGGAAUUCAUCAACAGCACGGAACCCAAAGUCCCCAACAGCGCCAGGGCCGCCAAGCGGGCCCGGCACAAGCUGAAAAAGAAGGAGAAGGAGAAGGCCCAGUUGGCAGCAGAAGCCGUGAAGCAGGCACAUCACAGUGUUUCUGGAAGCCAGGAGCCAAGGCCUGCCAGGGAAAGGCUCUUGGAGUGGCCUGGCCGGGAGCUGGAUCGGGUCAAUAGCUUCCUAAGCAGCCGUCUGCAGGAGAUUAAGAACACUGUAAAGGACUCCAUCCGGGCCAGCUUCAGUGUGUGUGAGCUCAGCAUGGACAGCAACGGCUACGCAAAGGAUGGAGCUGCUGAGCCUGAGCCUCAGAGUCAGCCCCCUUCAAACCUCAAUGGCUCCUCAGAGCAACGGCCUGACAUCAACCUUGACCUGUCCCCUUUGACUUUGGGCUCCUCGCGUAACCACACGUUACAAGAUCCAGGCGAGCCAGCCCCACCAUGGGCAGAAGUGAGAGGCCCCCACCCGUGGACAGAGGUGAGGGGUCCCCCUCCUGGUAUCGUACCAGAGAAUGGUCUAGUGAGGAGGCUCAACACUGUGCCCAACCUGUCCCGGGUGAUCUGGGUCAAGACACCCAAGCCAGCCAACCCCAGCUCUGAGGACCCAAGCCCAAAGGAGGUCCCCAGUUGCAAGCAGGAGCUGCCAGAGCCUGUGGCCUCAGGUGGGAAGCCACGUAAGGGCAAGAGACAAGGCAAUCAGGCCAAGAAGAGUGAGGCAAGCCCAUGCCUCCAGCCCGCAGCCAACCUGGAGGCUCCCAGUGCCAAGGUCCAGACCCCUCGCUUCAAACUGCCGGGCAAAGCCCCAGAGCCUCCCAAAUUGGGUAACUGUGUUGAGGCUGGAGAGGGGAGCUGGGCUGGCAUCCCCAAAGCUGAGAAGCAGAAGGGCAGCUCCUGGCGAAACUGGCCUGGCGAGGCCAAGGCUCGGCCCCCAGAGCAGGAGUCUGUGCAGCCCCCAGGCCCAGCGAGGCCACAGAGCUUGCCACAGGGCAAGGGCCGCAGCCGCCGGAGUCGCAACAAGCAGGAGAAGUCAGCCUCCUCCUUGGACGAUGUGUUCCUGCCCAAGGACAUGGAUGGGGUGGAGAUGGAUGAGACGGACCGGGAAGUGGAGUACUUCAAGAGGUUCUGUUUGGAUUCUGCAAAACAAACACGUCAGAAAGUUGCUGUGAACUGGACCAACUUCAGCCUCAAGAAAACCACUCCCAGCACAGCUCAGUGAGCCCCUGCCAGGUCAAGCUCCUUCAGGGUAUCCUGAGACUCCGACUGCCAGCUGAAGGUCUACAGUUCCUCCUUCUACAUGCCCUGUCCACCUGCCCAGGACGUCCCUGUUCCCUGCCAUCUUGGACCAACCAAAAGCUGAAUGGAUGCCGGACUG
Molecule: messenger RNA, 4181 nt
Organism: Loxodonta africana (African savanna elephant)
Lineage: Eukaryota; Metazoa; Chordata; Mammalia; Proboscidea; Elephantidae
Gene: FAM193B
Product: family with sequence similarity 193 member B
Exons: 15
Coding region: 1659-4025 (788 amino acids)
Cellular component (GO): cytoplasm; nucleus
Source: RefSeq, a predicted model, not a curated record